CAACGGUCGGUCGUCUUCACACACAUGGCUCUUUUUAAAAUAACAUCAACACGGACAAUCAUUAAUCAAAUAAUUUUAAUUUUAGGCAGUAGACUGCCUAGCUAGACUAUGGACGCUGUAAAUGAUGAAGUGCAGGCGCUCCAGGGAAUCUUCUGUGGACAAGGAGAGUUUGAAAUGCUUGAACAUACAGAUUCUAUGUGCAGUUUCUGCAUGCAAGUGCGUUGCCAAGUGGCCCAAGCUUUGGACCAAUCAGAGGACUCCUUAGAGAUUUGCAUUCAGUUCAACCUUCCCAUUGGCUACCCACUUGUACUUCCAUCCAUCUCAUUAUCAUGCAGUGACUUAACCAAGAAUUCAACCAAUCAGCUGAGAGAAAAGCUUCAUCAGUAUGCAAAGACUCUAGAAGGCCAACCAAUGAUAUUGGACCUUGUUUACUGGGUGAAACAAAAUACAUGGAAGUUCAGAACACUGCCAUCAUCAACCCAGAAGAAAGAAAAGGAAGAUGCAGCCAGGCAGAAAGAAAAAGAUCUACAACCGUAUGUGGCAAUUCUACACAUUGAUCAUAUGCGUUCUCGGCUCCGUUAUAUAAAGACACUCGUCAGCUGGGCAACUGAACUCUCGAUUGCUGGGCGUCUUCUUUUUCUUCAUCAUUUAAUUUUGGUUUUAUUACUUGGAACAGAAAACUCAGUCAAGGAAUUUCUUGUCCGACUUCGAACUCAGAAAGUUGAUGUUGAUUCUAAUGGGAGGAGCUGUAAGGAAAGAAUGAUGGCAGUAUUGAUGCAGAGAUCGCAUCCAAGACUCUCUGAAUACUCUGAUGAAAAAAGGGUGAGUGAUUUCCAAGUCGCUGAAUGUUCAUCUCCUUUGGACAUUAAAAGUAUCUUCAAGAAAGCAGAUUUGAUAGACGUCUAUGUGGAAGCAGUUGUGCCAAAGUUUAAUUUGUUGAAAGCUACUUAGCAAAGCCUAAACUAAUGUGCACCCCCCCCCCCACUUCCCUGUCCCCCAAAAAGUAUAUUUCUUGUACUUCAUCAUGGGUUGAAAAUGGUCUUUUGUAUGGUGGCAGAGUGUAGAAUAUGGAAUUCUCAUGCCCCUGAUAUUUAUGUUUGAUAUGAAUUACGUUAUGUACUAUUUGUCUUCAAAUUUAUAUUUUGUUAACCUAAUCCAUCUCAAAUAUUCUGUUGGAUACAAUAAACUAAAUUGAAUUGAA
Asterias rubens (European starfish) is the source of this 1201-nucleotide messenger RNA. RefSeq names its product RWD domain-containing protein 3-like. The transcript is spliced from 5 exons. Lineage: Eukaryota; Metazoa; Echinodermata; Asteroidea; Forcipulatida; Asteriidae. Gene Ontology annotation, biological process: positive regulation of hypoxia-inducible factor-1alpha signaling pathway; positive regulation of protein sumoylation. The record is from RefSeq and is a predicted model, not a curated record. The coding region runs from base 109 to 951 and encodes 280 amino acids. Gene Ontology annotation, molecular function: protein binding.